Molecule: messenger RNA, 1610 nt
Organism: Gavia stellata (red-throated loon)
Lineage: Eukaryota; Metazoa; Chordata; Aves; Gaviiformes; Gaviidae
Product: cytochrome b-c1 complex subunit 1, mitochondrial
Exons: 13
Coding region: 2-1447 (481 amino acids)
Cellular component (GO): mitochondrion
Molecular function (GO): metal ion binding
Source: RefSeq, a predicted model, not a curated record
GAUGGCGGCUUCCUCUGUGUGCCGGGCGGGGUGCGCGGUCGGGCGGGCCCUGCUGCGGGGUCCUCGUCCCUCCGCAGCUUUAUUGACUUUGACAAGGAACCGAGGUGCUGCCACCUAUGCCCAGACACUCCAUAAUAUCCCUGAGACCCAAGUCACCACUCUGGACAAUGGUCUCCGUGUAGCUUCAGAGGAGUCCAAUCAGCCAACAUGUACGGUGGGUGUGUGGAUCAAGGUGGGGAGCCGCCAUGAAGAUGAGAAGAACAAUGGGGCUGGUUAUUUCCUGGAACAUCUCGCCUUUAAGGGCACAAAGAAGCGUCCUUGCGCUGCCUUUGAGAAGGAGGUGGAGAGUAUGGGUGCUCACCUGAAUGGGUACACCUCACGGGAGCAGACUGCAUAUUACAUAAAAGCCUUAUCCAAGGACAUGCCUAAAGUUGUAGAGCUUCUGGCUGACCUUGUGCAGAACUGUGCGCUGGAGGAGUCUCAGAUCGAGAAGGAACGUGGCGUCAUCCUUCAGGAGUUAAAAGAAAUCGACAGCAACUUGACGGAUGUUACCUUUGAUUACCUUCAUGCCACUGCUUUCCAGGGGACUGCACUGGCCCGCACUGUCGAGGGGACCACAGAGAACAUAAAGCAUCUGACUCGAGCAGAUCUAGCUUCAUAUGUUGAUACUCACUUCAAGGCACCUCGUAUGGUCCUGGCAGCUGCUGGAGGUAUUUCCCACAAAGAGCUGGUAGAUGUAGCUAGGCAACACUUCAGUGGAGUGCCUUUUACGUACAAAGAGGAUGCUGUGCCUGUCCUCCCGCGCUGUCGCUUCACAGGGAGUGAGAUCCGUGCCAGAGAUGAUGCUCUGCCUGUUGCCCAUAUUGCUCUUGCCGUGGAGGGGCCAGGAUGGACUGAUCCGGACAACAUUGUCCUCAAUGUGGCUAAUGCUAUCGUUGGACGCUAUGACCGCACAUUUGGAGGUGGUAAGAAUCAGUCCAGCAGGCUGGCUGCGCUUGCUGUGGAGCAUAAUCUCUGCCACAGUUUCCAGACGUUCAACACCUCUUACUCUGAUACCGGCCUCUUUGGUUUCCAUUUUGUUUCUGAUCCUCUGUCCAUAGAUGAUAUGCUAUAUUGUGCUCAGGGGGAGUGGAUGCGUCUGUGCACUAGUACCACAGAGUCAGAGGUGGAGAGAGCCAAGAACUAUCUCCGAAAUGCCAUGGUGGCUCAACUGGAUGGUACUACACCAGUUUGUGAGAAUAUUGCAAGCCAUCUCUUAAAUUAUGGACGCCGUAUCCCUCUGGAGGAAUGGGAUGCCAGGAUUGCUGCUGUUGAUGCAAGAAUGGUGAGAGAGAUCUGCAGUAAAUACAUUUAUGACAAAUGCCCGGCAAUUGCAGCAGUUGGUCCCGUUGAACAGCUCUUGGAUUACAACCGUAUCCGCAGUGCCAUGUACUGGAUCCGUUUCUAGGACAUGUCCCUGCAGGUUGGAAAUAGUGAAGCUGUGGACUGUGACAGGUUCCCUCUGGCUCUGAAUGUCUUGUGCACCAGGGGCAAGAUGAGUCCUAUCAAAAUGGCUCAGUGUUAAAUGUAUAAAAAUAAAUAUAUCCUAUAUGGAGUUGGUUCUGCUGGGA